Messenger RNA from Phycodurus eques (leafy seadragon), 2629 nucleotides. It is a transcript of the gene trappc13, whose product is annotated as trafficking protein particle complex subunit 13. The transcript is spliced from 13 exons. The record is from RefSeq and is a predicted model, not a curated record. Bases 74 to 1312 code for a protein of 412 amino acids. Gene Ontology annotation, cellular component: TRAPPIII protein complex. Lineage: Eukaryota; Metazoa; Chordata; Actinopteri; Syngnathiformes; Syngnathidae.
GGUCCGCCUGCUGUCACAACAGCUAGCUUACACCGGGGCUAACGUCCCCGAAUACAAGUCGUCUUGUGUCAAAAUGGAUGUAAGUCAGGCCAAACAGGAACAUCUGCUAGCAUUAAAAGUGAUGCGACUGACAAAACCAACUCUGUUUACCAACCUGCCAGUGACGUGUGAAGAGCGAGAUCUACCAGGCGACCUGUUCGGGCGCCUCAUGCAUGACGACCCAUCCACCAUCAAAGGCGCAGAGACGCUAAUGCUGGGAGAGAUGCUAACACUGCCGCAGAACUUCGGGAACAUCUUCCUGGGCGAGACCUUCUCCAGCUACAUCAGCGUUCACAACGACAGCAGUCAGGUGGUUAAGGACAUUCUGGUCAAGGCCGACCUGCAGACCAGCUCGCAAAGACUCAAUCUAUCGGCGUCCAACUCGGCCGUGGCCGAACUCAAACCCGAGUGUUGCAUCGACGACGUCAUCCACCACGAAGUCAAAGAGAUCGGAACACACAUCCUGGUAUGCGCCGUGAGCUACACAACACAUUGCGGCGAGAAGCUCUACUUCCGCAAGUUCUUCAAAUUCCAGGUUCUCAAGCCCCUGGACGUCAAGACAAAGUUCUACAAUGCCGAGAGCGACCUCAGUUCUGUGACGGACGAGGUAUUCCUCGAGGCCCAGAUCCAGAACAUCACCACGUCGCCCAUGUUCAUGGAGAAGGUGUCGCUGGAGCCGUCCAUGAUGUACAACGUGACCGAGCUCAACACCGUCACGCACCAAGACCACGGGGAGUCGACUUUCGGCAAGAUGUCGUACCUGCAGCCCAUGGACACGCGCCAGUACCUCUACUGCCUGAAGCCCAAGCCCGAGUACGCCGAGAAGGCCGGCGUCAUCAAGGGCGUCACCGUGAUCGGGAAGCUGGACAUCGUUUGGAAGACCAACCUGGGGGAGAGGGGACGACUGCAGACCAGCCAGCUGCAGAGGAUGGCUCCAGGCUACGGAGACAUCCGUCUGUCCAUGGAGGUCAUUCCCGACACGGUCAACCUGGAAGAACCUUUUGACAUCUCAUGCAAGAUCACUAACUGCAGCGAAAGGACCAUGGAUCUCCUUGUGGAGAUGAUCAACACGUCGUCCGUCCACUGGUGCGGGGUGUCGGGCCGAGCUCUAGGCAAACUGAGCCCCGGGGCGUCACUCUCGCUGCCCCUUACGCUGCUGGCGUCCGUCCAGGGUCUCCAGAGUAUUUCCGGUUUGAGGCUUACAGACUCGUUCCUGAAGCGUACGUACGAAUACGACGACGUGGCUCAAGUGUGCGUGGUUUGUCCAUCCUAGCGACUUUUAAAAAUUUUUUUUUUUUUUACAAGCUUUACAAUGGACCAACAGUGUGCCUCACACUGUGUUUUAAUGCUCAUUCAAAUGGUUGUGAAUAUUGUAAUUUUUUUGGAAAAUAAUGUGAAUACGUGUUAAUAAACUUGCCGAAUCACGGAGAUUAUGUUAAAACGCAGUGGGUGAGAGUCAUGUUUAAUGCUAACUUUCCUUGUCGUUUGCUAACUAACAAAAAACAUUUCAUUACUUUAGUAGCGUAAUUGCUGAAGUCCUAUAUUUAGUUCCACAAAAAAAAAAAAACAAUGUGCUUGCCAAAAAUUGUGGUUUUGUUUUACAAAAAUGUUCAAAUAUGAUAUUGGCAACUGUGCUAUUAGGCUGACAAUUUUCAUUUUUGUUCCAGGAAUUAAUACAACAAAUAGUAUCUGCCAUGGUACAAAAUACAGUAAAUCCUGCCACGAUGGAAUCCUUUUAGAAUCGAUUAACCUGUAGAUAUUUCGCCAAGUAAUUUUUUUUUUUUUUUUUUAACUAACAUACAUUUGAUUCUCAUUUAUGAGGGCUGUACGUCUAUCCUUAAAAAGCAUUUGUUGGUGAUGAGUGUAUGGUAUAAACUCUAUACAGAAUUUAAGACAGCAAAAUCAGCCUUUGCGAAAGAGUUUGCAUUUGCGAUUAGCAUGUUAGGUGAAAACAAAACCCGCUAACUACGGUUCAGCUCACUCAUAUAUCAUGUUACACAUCUAAUAGUGUCUUUAUUCGAGUCCAGCCAAGCUCUACAUGCGAUAUUUCUGUUUUGUGUGUGUGUGUGUGUUAUUACAGUUAUUGUUUUUGUACUGCUGUUUUUGUACUUAUAUUGGGGGUGGUAUGUAACCCUUGCGAUGGAGGAGCAUUACUGUAUAAUAAAAUAAAAAAAUAUACCAGUAAUCUCCAUUGAACAAUAUUAUAAAAGAUGACAAGAGUUGGAUUUCAUGACAUUUUAUUUUUUUGAGUCAUUGGAAGGAAGCAUCUUCGUGGCCCAGCAGAGCUGAUUUGAGCUGCUGAGAACUGGUGUGGGCUAACUCAAAUUAUUUGUUUUGUCAUUUUCCAGUUAUGUGCAAAAAUGAAUCCAGAUAAAUACUGGUCUAAAUCAAAGUUCAGUUCCAAUUUUGACAUAUAAGGGGCAGUCCAUUAUUGCACUCAGUAUAUAUUUUUUUCCAACUUGGUGAAGUGACAACUAAGUGAAUGUCUUCAUUAAACAGUAAUAGAUGUGACAAAUGUGUGGACUUAGACUACUAUCGCACUAAACCUUUAGUGGCAGCUAUUGGGCGGUAGCUUUAAAACUUUACAUCA